Molecule: messenger RNA, 5807 nt
Organism: Mytilus californianus (California mussel)
Lineage: Eukaryota; Metazoa; Mollusca; Bivalvia; Mytilida; Mytilidae
Product: FK506-binding protein 15-like
Exons: 31
Coding region: 73-3849 (1258 amino acids)
Molecular function (GO): peptidyl-prolyl cis-trans isomerase activity
Source: RefSeq, a predicted model, not a curated record
UAUGACUUCCGGGAGGGCAGUUCCAAAAAAAUAUAUUUUUAUGUUUUCUAAAUAAUUGUUUAGUAAUGCAUCAUGUUUUUCAGUGCUGAAGAUGACGAUCAAGAUUUUGCGUCUGGAGGGUCUAAAUCUAGGUUAGCCAAUUUAUUUGGUAUAGAUAAGCAGAGUUCCCAAGGUGGUAAUGAAUCAUUAACUUAUACAGCACCAAAGCAGCCAAGGCCAAAAGAGCCAGCACCACAGACUGAAGGGGCACCUGGUGUAUUAUUUGCAUCUGCAGUAAAUGCUUAUAAAUAUGUUGAUGGAAAGUAUGCUUCACAAGGUAAACUGGGAGCUGCUAUACUGGCUAACCAUACAUCACUCGAUUACAGGAUUUUGUUGUAUGUAUCCAAGCAACAGCAGGUGACUAAUGCUAAAAUAACAACAGCAUUCAUAUUUACCGUACAGUCAAAUAACUAUGCAAUUAUAUAUGAUGACAGUAGACUGACAUGGUCCUUAAAUUUUGAUUCUGAACAAAAUGUGCAACUGUUUGCUAAAAAUGUUGCUCUUGCUAAAGCACUCAGUGCUGGAUCUGCCUUGGAAACAGUUAUAUCCCAAGACUUGAAUGUAGGGGAAGGUACCAGUGUAGAGACUGGUUCCUCAGUAGAGGUCAAAUAUACAGGCUGGUUACUUAGCAACAAUACUUUUGGACAGGAAUUUGACAGCAAUGCUAAGUCAGAUAAAAUGUUUCGUUUCCAGACAGGAAAAGGAAAAGUUAUUAAGGGUUGGGAUACAGGUGUUGUUGGUAUGAAGAAAGGGACCAAGAGAAUCCUGAUUGUACCCCCUUCUCUUGGAUAUGGUAACAAAGGAGCAGGAAGUAAAAUACCUCCAAAUUCUACACUUAUAUUUGAAAUCACCGUUAUCAGAAUUAAAGGAGCUAAAGGGGCAUCACCUAGCCCUUCUCCUAUCCCAGAUUCUACACCUAGUCCUGUCAAUGAUCAGGAGGAGCAUACUGUUAAAGAAAGAACAAAGUCCAUCUCUGAUCAGUUGUCAACUACAGCGACUGGUAAAUCUGGGAAAGCAAGACUUAUAUCUAAGAUGGCAAAGAUGGGUCAACCAAUUCUACCAAUGAUGGGUGGUGCCACACCCGUUGAAAUUGAGGAUGAUAGUGGAGAGGAGGAGGAAGGCUCUAUUGAACCUCAAUCACCACAGCCCAUAGCAGAAAGUCCACCACAACACCAUUCCACCAAACCAAAGUUUACAAAACCAAAACCUGUCCACCCUCAUCCAACACAGCCCAUGGUACAGACGAUACCGCAACAAUAUAUACAACAACAGCAACCAGGGAUGUCCCAACCGGCAUUUGUUCAGAAUUUACCAGUAGCCCAACAGUUGGCAGUAUAUCAGCCCCAACAACAAGGAUUUGCACAGCCUCAAAUGCAGCCACAGACAACAAUGGGUCAGUUCCCAGCUGGUCAACCACCGAUAUAUAACCCUCAAUAUCAACAACAACCAGAACAAUUACAUACACAGUCAGCUGACAAAACUCCACCUGACACUCAGAUUUUGCCUGUGUUAACAGAGAACCGACAGCAGACGACAGAGUUAAGAAUUAGUAUGGGCAAAGUUUCUGAUAAAGUAGACAGAAUAUUGGAAAAGGUAGAGAGUAUGCAAAACCAACAAAAUGGUCAGCUGAGUUUACAGUCCACCCAACCUAACAUGGAGGCCUCUGUUCUGAUGCAUAAUGUACAGAGAAUUGUCCAGGAAAAUGAUAGACUAAGAAAAGAUGGAUAUGACAAAAGUUCUAAAAUAGAAUCACUAAAUAACAAGAUAUCAGAACUUUUACAGACCAACCAACAGUUUGUAGAGAAGAGUCAGACAUUAAUAGAACAGAGAAAUGAAGGUUUCAUUUCUACAGCUUCACAGUCUCAAGCCAGAGUGCUGUCCUUAGAGCAGGAAAAAGUCCAGCUAACAACUGAAUUGGCCAAUGCAACAUCUCUUUAUAGUAAUCUACAGUUAGAGGUGACAAAUUUACGAAAGAAAGAGAUUGAAUACCAGCAGAAGAUGGGGGUCUCAUCUAAUGAUUCUGUCAGGCUGCAAGAGGAACUAGAGUCACUGAAAAAUCAGAAAAUAGAUGACAGUCAGAAAAUUACAGAAUUGUCAACAAAUUUUAAGGAAGAAAGGCAGAGACGUAAACAUUUUGAGUCACAGAUCUCACAAAUACAGGAAGAAUUUAAUGAUAUCAAAUCAUCUAAAGAAAGCCUGGAAAAGAAUUUAAGUGACAGAAAGAGGAAGGCCACAGAAGAAAAAAGAGCUAUGGAAGAGGAAUUUGAAGAAAAUAAAGAGCAAUUAGAGAGAGAAAUCCAGACACUUAGAGAUAAAUUAAGAAAAGCCAAAUCAUCAACAGAUGUUGCCACUGCUGAACAAGUUUCACAAGUGGAGGAAGAAUUAAACACAGAAUGGAAAGAAAAGUGUGAUAAAAUGAUGACUGCUCAACAGGAAAAACACAAGAGAGCUCUUCAGGAAAUAAGGCAAGAAAAUGAAGAGCUUCAAACUAACGUUCAGCAACUUGAGAAAAAGAUACAAGAGAUAAAAUCCUCAUCAGGGGGUACAGAAAGUCAGAUAACAGAAUUACAAGAACAGAUAGAAGAAAUGACAGUUUGGAAAGAUAAGUAUGAAAAUUUACGAAACCAAGCUACCGGUAUGAAAGAUAAAUAUGAAGAUAGAAUAAAUGAACUGGAAUCAGAAAGGGACCAAAUGGAAGAGGAAAGAGAUGAUGCUUUAGAGCGUGCCCAGAAACAACAGGAAGUUAGAGUGCCAUCUAGUGGUGACUCCUCUAGUCAAUCAGUUGUUGGCGAGGUUAAGAAGAUUAUGAAUACUGUAUAUCAGGAACUGAAGAAUAAGUUUGAUUCUGAUGAAACAUAUACUGGUGGUGAUGUCCUUGGUGCUAUACUUAACUCUAUAAAGUCCACAACAUUAAAACUGGUCCAAAGUCAAAGUGCAACCCCUACACAGGAGGUACAGGAAGAGAGUGAAGAGGAGUCAGAAGAUGAAGAUGAAGAAGAUGAGGAUCAAGAUGGGGAUCAAGAUGAGGGAGUUGAGGAGCAAGAGAAGAAAGUUGUAGAUCAAGAUGAGGAAGAAGAAGAAUCAGACGAAGACGAGGAGGAUGUAAAAGAUAAUGUAGAGGAAGAAAAGAAUGAUGUUGGUAAACCAGCAGAAUCAGAACUAAUACAAUCUGAAAAUACAGAACUACCCAAUCAGGAACCUCAAAAUAUACCUGAAGAUUUACCAGAAGUAUCCAAUGAAAUGGAAAAUAAUAUUGAAAAUGACCAAUCAGCAGCCAGUGUUGUUGAAAAUACUCAAGAAAAUGUACCUGACGUCAAUUCAGAUAAAAAUGUUGUUAAGGAUGAACAAGAAAAGGAAAGUAACCAUGGUGAAAAUGAAAUAAUAAAUGAAACUAAUGAACAACCAACAGCAGAUUCUAAUACUGGACCUAACAAAACUGAAAAUAGCAAUGAAGAUAAAAAGAACGUGGACAGUGAUAUUGGUUCUAAAGCAAAAGUAGACUUAAGUGAUUUUGAUAUUCCUAAAAUUGAGAAAAAUAAUAAACCUGUAGUACCUCCUGCUGCCUCUAUGGAGCCUCCACCUAUUUUUGAUGAAGAUACAACAGAACAGAACAAUACAGACUCCUUAUUUGGAGAUGAUAAUCAUGUUGAAGAUACAUUAGGAAUAUCUUUUAACAAGGAUGAAACCAAAGAUAUAAAGAAAAAGUCAUCAAAAGUCGAUUUGUUAGAUGACGAUUUAAAACCGCAGCCUCCACCUCCAUUGUUUGGUGAUGAUGAUGACGACGAUGAUGAUUUAGAUUGGUUGAGUUAACACAAACUGUUGAGAACAUAAUCUUAUGUGCCAAAACUGUGAUAAAACAUUCCACAAAGUGUUGUUAUUGUUCAGAAAGCAAAAUGCAUUAUUCAAUAGAAAAGGGGGGUUGUAAUUGUAGACUAAAUGCCGCUAAAGACAUGCUGCUUAAAUGAAUUUGUUUUUUUUUUCCUUUUAAAUUGUGAUAUAUGUCAUGGUUGGUGAGAAAGUUUUAUUAAAAAUGGUAAUGGUCAAUUAUUCCGUAUAAAUUUGAAUUUGCAAUCCUUUUAUUUUCAAAGUAAAUUUCUAAACCUUUUCAAAAAAUUUUAAAAGAGGAAAUUUGCGUGGUUCACUCAAAAUGGAUUAAGAAUUCCAUAUGCAAAAUAUUUCAAUGCGUAGGAAUUUUUUGUAACAGGACCCCUAUACCAAACUUCAGUGACCAGAGUCUUUCCUUCCCCACUGUGAAUUGUUAAUGUUUUUAAUGCAAAUUUUCAUCAUUUUUUAAUUUAUUCAAUAUAUUUCAGUAUAGAGUUCUCAAAUUAUUACUCAUUUAUUGAAAUUUUGUCAUUGAAGACAAAAGAAUUAAGAUUAACAUGUAGUUAAUUCUCCAACCCCAACCCCUCUGCCCUAAAGUUUAAAAAUUAGUGCCCAUUGAUAAAUUUUCAAUAUGUUAUGUUUGAAAUAUAAAUUAUGUAAAAUAUUGCAUUGUCAGUGCUCACACCUUUAUAGUUCUUGGUUGACUGUUAUCAGUUUAUAUGAAAGGUUUAUAGUAACAAUAUCUUGAUCCAUUUCGGGAACCAGUGCCAAUCAAUAAAAUUUAGGGAGGAAUGGUCUUUGAAAACUGUGUGAAAAAUUGUCCUGUAACUUAUCUCAUGCUAUAAAAGAAGUCAUUAUGAACAAAAAAGUUGUCUUUCCAUCUUUUUGAUGGAAAUACUGAGUGAUGAGUGUAUAGGAUUUACAAAUAGAUUCAUUGGCAAGUUUUCUUUUAUGCUUGAUUUUACUUUCUGUAAACGCUUAAAUAAAUUGUCUUUAAUUGUCAGCAGCAGCUUUCUGAGAUUUGAGAUUAGUUUAUAUAUCUGGAGUACGUUUACUCUAAGAUGUAUGUUUAACUAGCAUAUCAUAGUACUAAAUACUUUAUUUUUCUUCUUUUUUUUCUAAAUUCCAUGAUAUUUAAUAUACAAUAAUCAUUUAUACCAUAUUCUUAUUAUAACAAAUAAUAUAGAAAAAAAUCUUCUGAAAUAAAAUUUCUUGACAGUUAUUAUACCCUUAUUGCUGUGUACAAUUAUUGAUUUGUAGUAAAGUGUUUCUGUAAAUUCAGAAAGUUUUGCCUGCAUUUAUAAUUGCGAAUAAGGAAAGUUGAAAUAAAAUGAUAGAGUAAUUACUCCAAUUUCAGGAAAUGCUUCAUUCAAAUAAUACUAUCACAUUUAAAAUGUGAAUUUUUAUUUUUGAAAACCUAUCCUGUAGUAAUUUUGCAAUAGUAAACACAUUGCAAACAUUAAUUAAUUUAUAAUAUUUAAAGAAAAAUAAUUGCUACUGGAUGAGAAAUUUAUGUUCCCAUAUAGUAUAGUCAUGUUGAAUGUUCCAUUUAUGUCGACAAAAUGUCAGGAUUAAAAUGAUAUAAAUCUGGGCUUUUUGAUGGUUGAUGGAUGAUAGGGACAUAUUAAAAAGUUGGAGAUGGAAGUGACACAUAAAAUGUAUUGUAAAAAGUGAAUUCUACAAAGGUUCAAUUAUUUAAUCCCAUUUGUACUAACAGUUUGCAUAAAACUCCAUUAAUUAUUGUAAAGAUGAUUUGUUAAAUGUAGAAUGAUCUAAAGAUUUUUCCCAAACUGAGAAAUUAGUUUAUCAGAAAUUAUCUCCCUUUAUUACAAGUAACAGUGUUGGUGCUUUUGUUGUUUUAUUGUUUAAAUGAAUACAUGUCAUACAAAAUAAUGUGCAAUGUUAUAAAGAUUACAGAGUUAAUAAAUUAUUUUAUGAGAAAA